Messenger RNA from Portunus trituberculatus (swimming crab), 1074 nucleotides. RefSeq lists its product as uncharacterized. The record is from RefSeq and is a predicted model, not a curated record. The coding region runs from base 58 to 1023 and encodes 321 amino acids. The transcript has 4 exons. Gene Ontology annotation, molecular function: protein binding. NCBI's taxonomy places the organism in Eukaryota, Metazoa, Arthropoda, Malacostraca, Decapoda, Portunidae.
GCAGGAAGAAUACACAAUGAUCUUCAAGGUGUAGGAACAGAAGAUGAUACUGAGAGAAUGGCAGACUUUGAAAGACGAAAAGGAGGAAGAGAAGAAGAAAGAGGAAGAGGAAGAACAGGGAAAGGAAAUAGAGAAGGAGAAAGGGAAAGCAUUGGAGGGCACCCUUACCCCUUCAUCACACCAUUGUACCUAUACCACCACGACCUACAGUCACCACAACCACCACCAUCAUCACCACCACCACCACUCUCUGCACCUUCCCGUAAGAUGGAUCGAGGAAGCGGAAGCAGAAAAAUGUACUUGAUCACUGCUGCUGACUCGCCUUUCUGCUUGUUCCACCAUCGAGUGAGCGUGGUCAUGUCAUACACAAAGGAGGCUGAGACACACGGAGGUGACAUUGGCAUCUUCCACAUUACACUGGUGGGGGACUCCGGGAGCUCUGGCCGCCUGCAGCUCAACCCAGAGGAGGUGUUCUUUGAGCCAGGGCGGAUGUACACGUUCAUGAUGGGCACACAGGACUUGGGGCCGCUACGCUACGCCACCCUUGAAUGGAACUACGUCACUGCCUAUUACAGUCCCCUCAGCUGGCGCCUCCUCUCCCGCCCAGUAGUGUUCGUCAACCGCCUGCAUAUUGACUCCGUGGAGAUGCAGGAGAGUUUCGAGUUCUGCGGCCUGGACCAAGCUUUCCCCUCAGGCAGCGUGCGACGGCUGGAGUGGCGGGCUGGCUGUCCUGAACCCUCUCUUACCACCGCCUCGCUACUCGGUUCCCUUAUUAACUUCGACGUGGAGGACACACUGAACAACAACCUGUACGCCGUCAACAGUGGACUUACAAGCUUAGGCAACGGUCAACUUCUUAGCAACCUCGCCACUUCCGCUGACCAAGUAGCGAGAGAGGUGAUGGAAGGUGCCAGGAGAAGAAUGAGUGUGGGGUGGAGGAGAAAAGGAGUGGGGUUGAGGGGGGAGUGGAGGCCUAAUAUGAGGUUAUGGUGGAGUAGAUUGAGGGGACGUGGGAAGAAGUGAGAGAGAGAGAGUGAAUGAAUAAGGGGAUAGAGGAAUGAAUGAAGGAGGGAA